UUAUUUACGCGGCUAUAGCCUACACUGAUUAUUGGACAGACUGCAUGAUGAAGGACUACAAUGUAUGUUUACAUAAUGCAGUUUUCUGGGCUGUAUUUGUCAUCGGAUUUGUGCACCCUAGUAAUGGUGAUUUAAGCUACUCCGUUGCAGAAGAAAUGAAGAAAGGGACAGUGGUUGGAAACGUAGCAAAGGAUCUUGGUAUCAGUGUUCGAGGACUAUCGGAUCGCAAGGCUCGGAUAGACACGGAGAGUAACGAUAAGCGUUUUUGUAAUCUGCAGGAUGGAGAACUGGUUAUACUAGAGAGAAUAGACCGCGAGGAGCUAUGCGGGUCACAACCAUCAUGCUCGUUAAGCUAUGAAUUGGUUUUGGAGAACCCGUUGGAAUUGCAUCGGAUUUUUAUACAGGUUGAGGAUAUAAACGACAAUCCACCUCGUUUUCCGAACAGUGAAAUCAAACUGGAAAUUGGUGAAUCGGCUGAUAAAGGCGCACGUUUCCCUUUGGAUGAGGCGCACGACUCGGAUAUGGGCCUAAACGGAAUUCAGAGCUAUUCCUUGGAUAAGAACGACCAUUUUUCUUUAUCCGUGCACUCUAAUACAGAUGGAGGAAAAUAUAGUGAAUUAAUUUUAGAUAAAGAGCUCGAUCGUGAAAAGCAGAGCGAGGUAACGUUAGUGCUUACUGCUACUGAUGGGGGCACUCCUCAAAGAUCCGGCACUACUCUCAUUCAUGUUAUCGUCCUUGACGCAAACGAUAAUUUACCAGUAUUCAGUCAACCUGCAUACGUUGUCAGUCUAUCUGAAAAUUCUCCUCUAGGCACUGCAGUUGUGACUGUGCUUGCCACAGACGCAGAUGAAGGAGCAAAUGGGGAGGUCACUUAUGAAUUUAGCCGCAUAUCUGACAAAGCUUCUAAACUCUUCUCUAUUGAUAAAGUGACCGGAGAAAUCAAAGUGGUGGGCCAAAUAGACUAUGAGGAAAAGCAUAAAUAUGAAUUAAGAGUUCAGGCAAAAGAUGGAGCAGGGUUGGCUUCUCAGGCUAAAAUUAACAUAGAUAUUUUAGAUGUUAAUGACAAUGCACCUGUGAUAAACAUCAAAUCACUUAAUGUGCCAAUCCCUGAAAAUGUUGCCCCAGGAACAGAAGUAGGAAUUAUUAAUGUUCAGGAUAAAGAUACAGAGGGAAACAGACAGGUUCGCUGUUCCAUUCAACAGAAUGUCCCUUUUAAAUUAAAUCCGUCAAUUAAAAACUACUACACACUUGUCACAACUUCUGAACUGGACCGUGAACUUGUAGGUGAUUAUAAUGUGACAAUCACAGCUACUGAUGAAGGCUCACCACCAUUGUAUUCCUCCAAGACUAUUCAUCUCGCUGUAUCUGAUGUAAAUGAUAAUCCCCCUGCAUUUGAACAUCAGUCCUAUAGUGCAUAUGUGACUGAGAAUAACAAGCCUGGCUCCUCUGUCUGUUCUGUUACUGCGAGAGACCCAGACUGGAGACAGAAUGGCACAGUGUUCUACUCUCUGUUGCCCACUGAGGUCAAUGGUGUUCCGGUCUCCUCAUAUGUAUCCAUUAAUGGAGACACAGGGGUGAUCCAUGCUGUGAGGGCCUUUGACUAUGAGCAGUUCAGAAGCUUCAAAGUUCAGGUUGUAGCCAGAGACAAUGGUUCUCCUCCACUCAGCAGCAACGUGACUGUGAGUGUGUUCAUAACAGAUGAGAAUGAUAACUCUCCUCAGAUAUUGUACCCUACUCCAGAAGGAAACUCCUUCAUGACUGAGAUGGUUCCUAAAGCUGCUCUUUCUGGCUCGCUGGUCUCCAAAGUGAUCGCUGUUGAUGCUGACUCUGGACAGAACGCGUGGCUGUUGUAUCAGAUCGUGAAGUCGACUGAUCCGGGACUUUUCACUAUUGGUCUCCACAGUGGAGAGAUCAGGGCUCAGAGGGACAUUUCUGAAUCUGACAGCAUGAAGCAGAACCUUGUGAUCUCAGUGAAAGAUAACGGACAGCCCUCUCUCUCUACAACCUGUGCCGUAUAUUUACUCAUCUCUGAUAACCUGGCUGAAGUUCCUGAACUGAAAGACAUGUCUUAUGAGGAGAGCAAUUCUAAACUCACAUCUUAUCUGAUCAUUGCUCUGGUGUCUGUUUCCACAUUUUUCCUCACUUUCAUAAUUCUCAUUGUGGCCAUAAGGAUUUGCCACAGGAGAAAGCCCAGACUGUUGUUUGAUGGAGCAGUAGCCAUUCCCAGUGCAUAUUUACCUCCCAACUAUGCAGAUGUUGAUGGAACUGGAACUCUACGCAGUGCUUACAACUAUGACGCCUAUAUGACCACAGGGUCACGUACCAGUGACUUCAAGUUUGUUACGUCCUACAAUGACAACACUCUGCCUUCUGGCACCACUCUGAAGAGGAGUCCAGGAGACAACAGUGACUGUCUCAACUUCACUUCACUUGACUUCACUGAGAAUGGGUCAAAAUUCUCCACUCUGCAGUCCUACAGCGCAUACGUAGCUGAGAAUAACAAGCCUGACUCCUCUGUCGGUUCUGUUACUGCGAGAGACCCAGACUGGAGACAGAAUGGCACAGUGUUCUACUCUCUGUUGCCCAGUGAAGUCAAUGGUGUUCCGGUCUCCUCAUAUGUAUCCAUUAAUGGAGACACAGGGGUGAUCCAUGCUGUGAGGGCCUUUGACUAUGAGCAGUUCAGAAGCUUCAAAGUUCAGGUUGUAGCCAGAGACAAUGGUUCUCCUCCACUCAGCAGCAACGUGACUGUGAGUGUGUUCAUAACAGAUGAGAAUGAUAACUCUCCUCAGAUAUUGUACCCUACUCCAGAAGGAAACUCCUUCAUGACUGAGAUGGUUCCUAAAGCUGCUCUUUCUGGCUCGCUGGUCUCCAAAGUGAUUGCUGUUGAUGCUGACUCUGGACAGAACGCGUGGCUGUCGUAUCAGAUCGUGAAGUCGACUGAUCCGGGACUUUUCACUAUUGGUCUCCACAGUGGAGAGAUCAGGGCUCAGAGGGACAUUUCUGAAUCUGACAGCAUGAAGCAGAACCUUGUGAUCUCAGUGAAAGAUAACGGACAGCCCUCUCUCUCUACAACCUGUGCCGUAUAUUUACUCAUCUCUGAUAACUUGGCUGAAGUUCCUGAACUGAAAGACAUGUCUUAUGAGGAGAGCAACUCUAAACUCACAUCUUAUCUGAUCAUUGCUCUGGUGUCUGUUUCCACGUUUUUCAUCACUUUUAUAAUUCUCAUUGUGGCCAUACGGAUUUGCCACAGGAGAAAGCCCAGACUGUUGUUUGAUGGAGCAGUAGCCAUUCCCAGUGCAUAUUUACCUCCCAACUACACAGAUGUUGAUGGAACUGGAACUCUGCGUAGUGCUUACAACUAUGACGCCUAUAUGACCACAGGGUCACGUACCAGUGACUUCAAGUUUGUUACGUCCUACAAUGACAACACUCUGCCUUCUGGCACCACUCUGAAGAGGAGUCCAGGAGACAACAGUGACUGUCUCAACUUCACCUCACUUGACUUCUCUGAGAAUGCAUCUAAAUGCUCCACUCUGGUAAAUAAUUGA
This is a messenger RNA of Sardina pilchardus (European sardine), 3548 nucleotides long. RefSeq names its product protocadherin beta-15-like. Lineage: Eukaryota; Metazoa; Chordata; Actinopteri; Clupeiformes; Clupeidae. The coding region runs from base 45 to 3548 and encodes 1167 amino acids. Gene Ontology annotation, cellular component: plasma membrane. Gene Ontology annotation, molecular function: calcium ion binding. Gene Ontology annotation, biological process: homophilic cell-cell adhesion. The record is from RefSeq and is a predicted model, not a curated record. The transcript has 2 exons.